AUGCCCACCGCCUUCUCAAAACCAAUCUUGCCCCAUCCACUUCCGAUUCCAUCGUCUCUGAACCGUCGCCCCAUUGUUCUUGCCUUCUUCGUUUUCCUCCUCCUCCGCUCGCGCACAGUCACUCUUUCCAAGGAUGCUCUCGUCUCACUCAAGAACUCCCUACCAUCGGUGUACAAGUGCCCAUCGAGAAAGAAGAAACUGAACCCGGAUGAGCUAGCGAAGGUGCUGCAGCAGGUGUAUGUUGACGAACCAGAUGGUUCGAAGACCCUUCUGGUGCCCUAUAGGGAAAGGGUAAUUAAGGUUCCUAUCCGACCGACCUCCAAAUCCAAAUUUGUCGCCGACACGCCUCAUUUCUCACUCCUUGUCGGUACCGCUGCGUCGAAACCGAACAUCGAUCUUGCCUUCCUCGCCCAACUGCGUGCAAUACUUUUCCGUAUAGCCAUCCCAUCAUGGCGUUCUUCAGAGGCUGGUAUCGUUGCAUUGCAUUCAACUUUCCUUGUUCUACGGACAGUUCUCAGCAUCAUGGUGGCACGGUUAGAUGGCAGGAUUGUACGAGAUAUAGUGAAGGCUGAUGGAAAGGGAUUCUUGAAGGGGCUGGCGCUGUGGUUUUUGUUGGCCAUCCCAAGCUCAUUCACUAAUUCGAUGAUUCGGCAUUUCCAAUCCCUCCUUGCCCUGCGCUUGCGCACACGACUGACACGAUACCUGCACGACCUAUACCUCUCUUCUAAUCCGGAUCUACGAUACUAUCGUGCAUCUAAUUACCUAGAAGGCAUUGAUCAAUAUCUUACAGCUGACGUUGAGGCAUGGUCCAACGCCUUGAGCGGGCUUUAUGGAAAUAUCCUGAAGCCAUCCCUUGAUCUGGUUCUAUUUACCUCCCAACUUUCUCGCUCACUUGGUGUCCGAGGCACCUUGCUACUGUUCCUUAACUACUAUACUACAGUCGCGAUUUUGCGCGCCGUCACACCCGCCUUUGGACGUUUAGCCGCAGUCGAGGCCCGUUUAGAGGGCGAAUAUCGGGCUGGCAUGGGAAGGGUUGGACGAGAGGCAGAGGAAGUCGCGUUCUACGAUGGCGGUGCUCGGGAGAGGGACAUUUUGACCAAGGCUUACAUGAAAUUGAUCAAGCACGUCAACUCAGUCUACAAGAUCCGCAUUGCAUACGAGUGGACGGAGGACUACGUUAUCAAGUACCUCUGGUCAGCUGCUGGAUAUGCCCUCAUCGCGGUUCCUAUUCUAUACACGAGGACCAAACGUUCGUUGGGUCUUCAAACAGGUGGGCCACUCGGAGAUGGCAAAGACGAGGCUGUUGCAGGUCGCACGGAAACGUACAUCUCGAAUCGCCGUCUGCUUCUCUCUCUGGCCGAUGCUGGCGGCCGCCUCAUGUAUGCCUACAAGGACCUCCUAGAGCUCGCAGGUCUGACCACCCGACUCUAUACGUUGCUCUCCACGCUGCUCAACCUUCCCAAGGGGUACCAACCCUUGCUGGUAGAGCGGGCCGACGAGAUUUGCCUCAGGAACAUAGACGUGCGGAUACCCAGGAUCUCUAAAGGAAAGAAGCACGGCCACGAAGACGAGACCAAGACCAUCGAUAAAAUCGUUGACGACGAAGAUGAAAUCGACGUGAAGCCCGUAGAAAACGGUCUCAAUGACCCACCCCUCGUACAUGAUCUGAAUCUCGUCAUCAAGCGGGGUGACCAUAUGAUGAUAACUGGAAGCAAUGGAGUUGGGAAGACUGCCGUUGCCCGCGUGCUGGCUGGGCUAUGGGAUCCCAUCGAUGGCGGGGUGUCGCUCAACGGCGAAGAGGGUGGCCAGGUCGAGAUGCCACGAGAUGAGACUGAGGCAGACGCGUUCUUUGCCCGCAGUGCGAAGGCUGCACACACCCGCCCACGUCCGGCUCUCUACGUCCUCCCCCAGAGGUCGUACAUGCCAGUCGGUAGCUUGCUGGAGCAGAUCAUUUACCCUUGCUCGUAUGCCACGUUCAUCAAGAUGACUUCUUCUGCGCCGCCUGCCCCAGUUCGGACGAGCUCGAUAUCGUUCCUCCCUGUUGCGCUAUCGCGUGCAGCAUCGACCACCACUGCGUCAGCGCUGCUGUCGUCUACGCCCUCUCCCUCUGCUGCGGCCCUCCAGGAGAUUCAUGAGAUCCUCGAGAAAGUUCAUCUCGGGUACCUCAUAGAGCGUGAGGGUGGACUCCAUGUGAGAAAGGAGUGGAGAGAUGUAUUGAGUGGCGGUGAGAAGCAGAGGAUGGGUAUGGCAAGGGUUCUUUGGUGGAGACCUAAGUGGGCCGUUCUCGAUGAAUGCACAAGUGCAGUUUCCAGCGAUGUGGAAGGUAGAAUGUACGAGGCUGCCAAGGCAUUGGAUAUCACUCUCAUCACUAUAUCUCUACGACCUUCCCUCGCUAAGUAUCACUCUCAGCUCCUCACCCUUCACGGUCCUUCAGGAUCUGAGCCCGGCAAGUGGACUCUAUCUCGCGUCGGCACAGCCGAAGAGCGGAUGAGUGUCCAGCACGAGAUCGACGUAUUGGAAGACAAGCUACGCGAUGUGGAAGGGUGGGAGAAGAGAGUGAAGGAGCUUGAGGCAAUGUUGAGUGUGCAAGAGGGAGUAAACAAGGAUGGCGAGCUCGAUGAGCUCGAGGCUGAGCCUGUCAAUGGCUUCGAGGAGGAGGAUAUGACAGCGUCACGCGACGAUAAUGGAGAGGCGGAAGAGGAGGACCACGCUAGUGUGAGCGUCCUCAGUGCGUCUGAAUUCAGACGUGACCAGGAGGAAUAUGCAGAUGAAGAGUUGGAGAGUGUUGGUCUUAGUGAGGAUGGCUUUGCUAUUGAUGAGAUUGAGGAAGAAGCGUAA
Molecule: messenger RNA, 2838 nt
Organism: Cyclocybe aegerita
Lineage: Eukaryota; Fungi; Basidiomycota; Agaricomycetes; Agaricales; Hemipholiotaceae
Source: the annotation of a GenBank genome assembly